AUGACUCAGAGAAUUCUAGAUGUAUCAAAAAGUGUUGACAAAGAAUAUCAAAUAAUUAAUUAUCUCAUAUUUGGAUAUAAAGAUAUUUCAAAAUUAAAAACUAGACCCCAAAGGAUUGCUGAUUUUGGUUUUGAUAUUUAUUUAAUUGAUGCUGUUACUAAGGAAUCAACGAAAAUUCAUAAUUAA
This is a messenger RNA of Dictyostelium discoideum AX4, 186 nucleotides long. RefSeq lists its product as hypothetical. Bases 1 to 186 code for a protein of 61 amino acids. Lineage: Eukaryota; Evosea; Eumycetozoa; Dictyosteliales; Dictyosteliaceae. The transcript has a single exon. The record is from RefSeq and is a predicted model, not a curated record.